Molecule: messenger RNA, 2223 nt
Organism: Carassius auratus (goldfish)
Lineage: Eukaryota; Metazoa; Chordata; Actinopteri; Cypriniformes; Cyprinidae
Product: ubiquitin carboxyl-terminal hydrolase 47-like
Exons: 18
Coding region: 204-1790 (528 amino acids)
Biological process (GO): protein deubiquitination
Cellular component (GO): cytosol; nucleus
Molecular function (GO): cysteine-type deubiquitinase activity
Source: RefSeq, a predicted model, not a curated record
UUCGAUCUCGACACUCGGGUGUGUUUCUCAGAGUUUUCUCUUCAGUUGUGAAGAGCUCGGGGUAAAGAUGUUGUGCUUGAUCUAAGGAGCGUUUUGGUGAAAGUGAAAGCUAAAUAUCUAGAUCGGAACUGUGUUCGCGUAGCUUCAUUUUUGCUUUCGUUUAUCUAAGAAAGGAUGUUUCGGACACACUCUUUCAUCACUAGAUGACGGGUGUGUGUUUCUACAGUACUGGUCCAGCACAUGGAGGAUCUGUUCACACGGAUGAAAUGAAGACCAGAGUAGAUACAGAUGUGCCAAAGCAAAGAUGUCUCCUCCUGGACUCUGAAGAGAAUAAACUGAAGAGAUCUCGGACACUUCUUAGUCAAAGCAGUGUUGGCUUCUGUGGGACUCAGUUGUCCAGCAUAGAGUCGUCUGUUCGGCCGUCCUUAGCUUCAGUAAAUCAGAUGGAAGAGGACAUUAAAAAGAUGGAGAUCAAGGAUCCAGCUGACAGAUCAUCAGUCUCUCACACACAGAAGGACAGACAAAGACAAACUAACCAAGAUUCUUGUCCGUACAGGGGUCUGCUGAAUCUGGGAGCCACCUGCUAUCUGAACUCAACCCUCCAGGUGCUGUUCAUGACCCGAGCGUUCAGAGAGAGCGUGCUGCGCCGAUCUCCUGGGGACACAAGUGAGAAGUUCGAGACAGUAUUAAAGGAACUGUUUGAAGAGCUCAGUGAUCAGGACGAGGGUGCUCCGAGCGUCUCAACGAAACCAGUAAUCAAUGCUCUCGGUGUACAGACACUCUAUGAGCAGCAGGACGCUGUGGAAUACUUCCUAGAUAUCCUCGAGAAAGUAGGCCCUGAUUUGGCCGAGGUCUUCAGUGGAACUAUGAGGAACAAGAGGAGAUGUUCAGAAGAUCACGAGUCUCAUGAUGACAGCUCGUUCAAGUCUCUACAGAUCGCUCUGAACGUCACAGACACAGGAGCGUACAGGAUAGAAGACGGGGUUCGAUCAUAUUUUGAAUCUACAACAUUAGUUGGAGACGACCAGAUGUACUGUGAAACCUGCGACGAGAAACGAGACACAACAUGGGGUUGUGAGAUACACAAGUAUCCAGCAAUACUGUCUCUGCACCUGAAAAGGUUUGAGUAUGACUGCUGGUCGUGUGGGUUUGAGAAGAACGAUUGCCCCAUGGAUGUACCGCUUCAUUUAUCUCUCGGGGAGCACAGAUAUGCUCUGUAUGCCGUGAUCAAUCACAGGGGCAGUCGUUCUGGAGGUCACUACACCGCUGACAUCCGCUCGUUCACUGAGAACAGGUGGUACUGUUUUGAUGACAGUCAUGUCACAGAGAUUGAUGAGCGCAAACUGGAAAGGUCUAGGGAAGCUUACUUGCUCUUGUACCAGAAACUUGCAGUUUCCAAAGACAUGGUUUUCUCCUCAGUCGACAGUCCUCCAGUUUCUAAGACGAAAGUAACCCAGAAUUCUCCCAGAACUGAAGAACCAUCUUCGUCAGUUGCACGGGUGGAGGACGAAGAAGAACCCAAAACUAAAUCUGCUGAAGCAGGAGAACCGGUGGAAACGGGCAGAGCUGGGCAGUGUGGUGCAGCUCAUAAUAAACCACAUCUGGAAGAGUCUGCUGUGACGGGGCAUCUGAGACAGAGACUUUGUGAUGAUCCCAAGAAACCACAUAAAAGAAAGCACGACAAAACUGAGAGCAUGCAUAAAAAGGAGAAAGCCAGUAAAAGAAAUGUCAAGUCUAAUCAUGAAGAGACAGAGACGAGAGAGAUCGACAUCAGAAGCAGAAAGAUGUAACAUAUCAUGAAGAAAAGAGACAAAACUGUGUGUGAUAAACUGUAAAAGUUUUAAUUAAUGUGCAUUCAGUUUAAAAUGUGAAUCAUAGUUUAUGUACAUGUGUACAGGAAGUGCUGAUCUGUUAAAUAUUAUAUAAUGUCUGUACUCGGACAUCGAAAUCCCAAGGGUUUCUCUCCAUUUUCUAUCACCGAAGUUGACUGAUUGCACGGACACUAUUGGACGAGAGCUGAACUGGAGGAUGACAUCACUGAAUCAUUCGUCAUCAGUUCGUUCACCAGUUUCUGCUCUGAUUUAUAAUUCUCCAUGUAUCUUACGAAAGCGUAUUGUAUUCGUCAAACAAGCAACUAUCACCAGUCAACUACUUCUGAUGGUGUGAUGCAGAUUUACAGCUGUUCACAGAAAAUAAAACUGGUAUCUCACUGAUAUAUAUAUA